GCUAACGAAAUAAGUUACAGCCCAAAAACCCUAAUUAGAUUUCGUGAUCUUACACUAUAUAUUCUUGCAGCUAUAAUAAUCCUCUCCUCUUGCUUUCUUGCUCCAUUCACCAUUAGCGAUCAUGUCUUCUGGCCGUUCAAUUCCAACCCUCGAUAGAAUCAGCGACUUGCCGGACUCAAUUCUCUGCCACAUUCUCUCUUUCCUUCCAACCAAAUUCGCCGCAACCACAACGGUUCUCUCAAAGAGAUGGAAACCCCUAUGGCUCUCCGUCCUUACUCUUAAUUUCGAUUACCAAUCAUUCAACGACUUUCACACAUUUCGCGAGUUCGUUUACUCAAUCAUGUUCUCUUUACGAGACAAAAAGACGUCAAUCCAAUCGUUUACCUUGACAUUAGGCCGCUCUUCUCACUUCAAGCAGAGGGAAUUCAAUAGAAUUUUUAAGUUUGUGAUGCAACGAGGAGUCAAGAAUCUUGACUUCAACAUGUCUAAUAAACCGCAUUGUAUCAAAUUACCACUCGGCAUUCUCGAUUGUAAGACGCUUCGAGUUCUUAAAUUGGAAAAUGUAAAAAUGUGGGAUUUUGGUCGAGUGGAUUUUCCUUGUCUUAAAACUCUUCAUUUGAAGAGUGUUGAUUUCAAAUCUCCUAAUUAUUUUGUCAAGUUUCUAUAUGGAUGCCCUAUUCUAGAAGAUUUGAAUGCAAAAUCACGUAUCACCCCGAAAUCAAUUGAUCUUAUGGAAAACUUGAAUGCUUUACCUAAUUUGGUUAAAGUAAGGAUUUGUUGGAAUAAGGAUAUUCCGAUGACUUUGAUUUGUAAGGCGAGAAUUUUGCAUAUAGAACAGAUAUGGGAGAUGACUUGGAAACCACUUCCCAUGUUUCACAAUUUGACUCACAUGGAACUUACGUUUUAUCAUAACUUACUGAAGAGAGAGUGCAGGUCGUUGAUAGAAAUACUCCCACAUUUUCCCAAUCUUCAACAUUUUAAAAUUCGGUUGAUAUUUAUGAAUAGUUUGGGUGCAACGUAUAUUUGUUCUGAAUGUUUGAAGGUUCCAGUCGAUUCCAUCAUUGCUCCAGAAUGUCUUUCCUCACAGCUUAAAACACUUAGCAUUCAAUGUUCCACAGACUCAGAAGACAUCAACAGCUGUGAGUUCGAAUUUGUAAAAUAUAUUAUGCAACAUUCAAAAGUACUAGAGACCGUGAGAGUCAAGAGUACCUGCCUUGAAAAGAACCCAAUGUUUAUGAAGUUAUCUUCAUGCACAAGAAGCUCUGCAACAUGUAGACUUUUAUUUGGUUGAUGAUGACAGUUAUGUCGUGGUUUUCUUUUGGAAGAAUGUGUAUUGGUUUUUCUUGAAAAAAAAUUUCGGGAGUAAUAUCAUAUACUUAAUUCUUAGUGUAAAGAGAGAGAAACCAGUCCAUGUAAUCAAAGUUCUACUUUUUAUUUAAUUUAUUGUAUGGUGUAGUCCGGUUGUUGAUUCUAUGAAUACUGGCGAAAUCUAUAACUAUGAUGUAUUUUGAUUGUUAGUUGAUUGCUUGAAACUUGAAAAUGUUUGAUUUUUUGCUUGGUUAUAGGUGUGUUUUGGUGUAUGAACAUUUAAUGUACCUAUUAAA
This is a messenger RNA of Vicia villosa (hairy vetch), 1604 nucleotides long. Its product is annotated as putative F-box/FBD/LRR-repeat protein At5g22670. The coding region runs from base 122 to 1291 and encodes 389 amino acids. The record is from RefSeq and is a predicted model, not a curated record. Gene Ontology annotation, molecular function: protein binding. Lineage: Eukaryota; Viridiplantae; Streptophyta; Magnoliopsida; Fabales; Fabaceae. The transcript has 2 exons.